This is a messenger RNA of Gracilinanus agilis (Agile Gracile Mouse Opossum), 2434 nucleotides long. RefSeq names its product insulin receptor substrate 1-like. The record is from RefSeq and is a predicted model, not a curated record. Gene Ontology annotation, cellular component: cytosol; plasma membrane. Lineage: Eukaryota; Metazoa; Chordata; Mammalia; Didelphimorphia; Didelphidae. The transcript is spliced from 3 exons. Gene Ontology annotation, biological process: insulin receptor signaling pathway. Gene Ontology annotation, molecular function: phosphatidylinositol 3-kinase binding; insulin receptor binding. Bases 1 to 1686 code for a protein of 561 amino acids.
AUGGAGCAGGGCACAUGUGGUACUAGGGUUGGUGCAACCCUGGAGUCCCACUCCUCCGCAGACUCGCGGACCGUUCCUCUGCCCUGGUCCUGUCCCACUGAUGUAUGGCUCUGCGGUCAUCUGCGGAAGCAAAAGUCGCAGCGGCUUCGUUUCUUCGUGCUCCGCGCAGAGCCUCCGCGACUAGAAUGCUACAAGAGUGAGAAGAAAUUUCGCGCUACCUGCGCCGAGAAAGAGCCGGGGCUGCAAGGUGGCACGGCCGUGCGCCCUAAGUGGAGCGUGAGUUUGGUGGGAGCGUGCACUAUCACCAAGAGCGCCGAUACGCGUCUGGGCCACCUUAUCUUACUCUACACUCACUACAGCAGCCUAGGCUUGGCGGCUGCCAGUGAAGAGGAGCAGCAGACCUGGUUCCGCGCCAUACUCGAGCUCCGCGCGGCGGCCGCGACUACCGCCAUUGCCGCCGGGGGCUGGAGCCCGGACCAGGACUCCGGGGCCCGAGACCCCGCUGCGUGCCAGGAGGUGUGGCCAGUGACCCUGCGGCCCAAGGGGCUCGGGCUACAGACCCGUAGCCUGGGCUGCGGCUGUUACCGACUGUGCCUGAGCUCCGGGGCGCUGGGGCUCAUGCGGAAGCCCAGGGAAACCGGAGAGGUCUGGGAAUCCGGAAGCCCUCGCCGUGUCCCUUCCUUGCCGCCCCCUGCCCUCUCGCUGCCCCUACUCAGUGUGCGGCGUUGUGGCCAUACCGACGCCUUCUUUUUCCUGGAGCUCGGCAGAUCGGCACCCACAGGGCCGGGGGAGCUGUGGCUGCAGGCUCCCGACGCGCUGGUGGCCCGGAAUAUCCAUGAGACUGUGCUGGACGCAAUGAAACGGCUUGGUGGGACCGGGCUGGGCACAGAACAGCAACUUCAGGGAACCUCCCCGGCCGCCCCUAAGUCCCCGGCCCUGGCCCGACCCGAGUCUCCAACCACACCCGCUGCCCGAGCUCACCGGGGCCAAGAUUAUAUCCAGAUGAGCCCCCCUCGGGCCUGGGGUGUGGCUCGAGAAGAGAGCCAUGCUGGGAGCUAUGCCCUCAAGGCAGAGGUGGGGCUGGAGCCAAGUGGGCUGGGGGACUACAUAGCUAUGGAGGCCGAGGGCGACUAUGUGUCCAUGGGAGGCAUCGAGGCCAAGGGUUACAUGGUGAUGGGGUUGCCCCCGACGGAUACAUCGCUUCCUAAUCCUCCAAAUCGGCCACUUGGAAACUGGGGUGGCUCCGAAUAUAUGACCAUGGAUCGGUCUUUCCCGGAGUCGCCGAGGAACUCCUCCAGCUCAGUGCCCCACUACUCAGAGCCGCAGCACAGAUUAAUAAAGCUGCUUCCCCCUGGCAAUCCGGCGACUUGCAACGAUAGCCAAAGCGGCCGCUGUAAACACCAGGAUGCCAGUAAACUGACAACCCCCCGGGCUCUGGAGCCGGCAGAGGAAUACGAAUGCAUUGAAGGUCCAGUCUACUUAGCCAUGGAGGCCGGCAGGGCAGAGGAGACUCCCACUGCCAACCGGGAAAGCAGCCUCAACUACGUCGACCUGGAUCUUCCGGGGCAAGAAGGACAAAGCAGUCAGGCCCAGGCUCAGGCUCGUCCUCUGGUCCCUACCCGUGGGGCCCGGCCCCAUACCUAUGCCAAGAUCAAGUUCGGGAGGCUGGGUGAAGAGGAAUCCUGACAGAGGAACACGGGGAAUUCCCCUGUGGCAACUUCCCUGGAGGUGCUUCCUCAUUCCCUGCCCCUUCCAAAUUGGUAUUUUGAAUUCCUGGAGUAGUGCUCUUGAGACCACCAGAUCUGCAUCCUGUUGGUCAGGAUGAAUGUCCUGACAUAAACCCUUAGCUGCCACAGAUCAGCCUCAUAGCUCCUGCAUUAUUCCUGACCAAAUUUCCUUGAGCAAGGAAGAAUCUUAGGAGCAGCUUUCCCUUGGUAGCUGGUAAGGCCCUCAGAGAAAAAUACCCUGUAAUUCUGGGUGCAGCCCCGUUAACCUCUGGGAACUUCCUUUCCCCCACAUCUCUGCUCCCAUGGCGGCCCCCCCAGUAAACACGCAAGGCUAUGCUCAUCAUUAGUCUUAGCAGAGACAAUGUAGCCCACCUUUUAGACUGCACUAAUUAAUGGCACUGUUCCAGCCCCUUCUGCCCCCUACUCCAGUGAUUUCCUCAUAUGCUACCAUCCCCUAGAUAUGGGGUGAGUGAUGAUAGCAACCAAUACAAUAGAACAUUCAUUACUAGUGGAAAGGGGGAAGAUCUGGAUUGACUUGUUAUCCCCACUGUUCAGAUUCCUAGUCAUACUACAUACUAGAGCCUAUGCCACAAAUAGUUUAGACUGUACACUGCUAGAGUAUGAUUCUUCGCAUUUGUAUCCCCAGUACUUAGCUAUAGGAGCCUGGAAUGAUUAAUUAAAUACUUUUCUAUUGUGGGACACUUGAA